AUGGCCACCCCCUUAAGCAGCCCCUCCCCGCGCCUCGACCGCUUCCAACAAGCCGUCGAAUCCCUCUACGGCAGCUUCUCCUCCAUCCCAGACCCCUCCGCCUGGACCCCGCCCCCCAAUUCCGGCGGUCACCGCGGCCGCUACCUCUGGACCGACGCCUUCGGCGUUCUCACCCUGAUAACCAUGCACCGCGAAUACGAGAAGUCGCUGGCGAAGGCGGCCCAAGCGCCCGACGAUCGGUACCUUGUCCUCGCGCGGCGCGUCGUGGAGACCGUGCAUGAAGUCCUGGGCUCCACACGCGACGGCAAGGCGCGGCUGCCCGGCGCAACGGCGGAGAACCCGCUCGGCGGCGGGCUGCGCAUCGGGAAGAUGGACGAGCGCGGCCCGGACGCGGACGGCCAGUACCACCAUUACCUGACGGUGUGGAUGUUUGCGCUGAACCGGCUGUCGCUGGCGACGGGGGACCCGGCGUACAACGAGCAGGCGGUGGCGCUGGCCAAGGCGAUCCACCCGCGGUUCUUUGUGAAUCGCGAGUCGGCGCGCCCGCGGAUGGUCUGGAAGAUGGCGAUGGAUUUGUCGGCGCCGCUGGUGGCUUCCGAGGGGAAUCUGGAUCCCAUCGAUGGGUAUGUGGUGUUUCGGCUGCUGCAGGGGGCGGCGAAGCAGGCGGGUGGAGGGGCGGUGCUGGCCGAGGAGAUUGCGGACUAUAAGCGCGUGAUGGAGCGGAAGGGGCAGCAUUUUGUGUCGAGUGAUCCGCUGGACCUGGGGAUGACGCUGUGGACGGCGCAUUGGUUCUCGGAGAAGGAGGACUGGGCGGCGAGGUUGGCGGGGCGGUGCUUUGAGCAGAUUUAUGAUCUGUUUGAGAUCAACCGCUACCUCGAACGCAAUAUCAAGUACCGGCUGGCGUUUCGCGAGUUCGGGACGUGUAUGGGCAUCCAGUGCCAGGCGGAACAGACCACUGAGAAAGAUCGCUCGGUCGACCUCAAGGUGUAUGCCGAUGCCAUCAUCGCGGCCUGGGAUCCGUACAUGGAGCUGUCUCUCGCAACCGACGUAACGCCAGACGAUCUGCGGCCCAUCACCCGGAUCAUGUAUGCCGCGGCGUUGAUUCCUGGAGGUGAGUAA
This is a messenger RNA of Aspergillus fischeri NRRL 181, 1119 nucleotides long. RefSeq lists its product as uncharacterized. The transcript is spliced from 2 exons. Lineage: Eukaryota; Fungi; Ascomycota; Eurotiomycetes; Eurotiales; Aspergillaceae. The record is from RefSeq and is a predicted model, not a curated record. The coding region runs from base 1 to 1119 and encodes 372 amino acids.